UAGAACUGAAUGGGUUUGUCGACCAGUUUACUGAAAAUGAUGAUGUUACUUUUGCUAUAAAAAAUUACUUUCAAAGAGAAAAAGUUAUAACUAAUGAGGAAUUGGAUCUUACUGUUAUUGAAAUACAGUUUUCUAGUCCUAUGGAAUGUGAAACACUGCAGGAGAAAGUAACUUCUAUCAUGGGAAAGUUAACAAGUGACAUUACACAGUUCCUCCCAGAUCAGUGUAACAAUUUGUGCAAGAUAUAUUGUGUACAGAUAGAACUGGGAGAUAUAGUACUAAAAAAGGAAUCACUGAUUGCUGUGACAACUUUAAUAAAAUAUAACAGACUGGUAUUUUCUAUGUGUCAAGUAAAUUACAUAUUAAGCUGCCUUCAAGCAAUGAUAACAUUUUGUUGUACCAUAGAGGAUCCAGUUCCAAUAGAGAUGGAGCUUGUUGAAGAAGCCACAUCUUCAUUUUUAGUUAUUAUGUCAGAAAAUGUAAAUGUGCUUUGUACAAAGUAUGUAUUAAAUACUUUUGCUCUGGGAAAAUUUCUCAACAAUUUAAUUGAAGUUGUAUUUAAACAGCGAUUUUUUAAAACAGAGGAAAAAUUUCAGUUAGCAGUAACUAACGCAAUAAUAGUUUUUAUGGAACAUGGAUACAAAAAUGGCUACUUUCUUUCUAGUGCUCUUUUGGAUACUUUUAAGAAAUCUUUGCUUCUACUUCUAACCACCUACGAAAACUCAAAGGUUAUUGUUCCAAUAGCUGUUUAUUUAAUAAUAUUGGAAAGAAAUGAUUCAGUGAAAACAAAUGAUGUAGAUAUUUAUAAUGAACAAUCAUCUUUUUUGUUUGAAAAUAUGGGAAAAGUUUCAAAAUUCUGGUCAUUUUUAUAUGAAGCUUUUAUGAAAUACAUCUCUUCUGACUCAUCAUGUUCUGGGAAAAGCAUCAAUAUGAAAAUGGUAUAUUCUUGUUUACAAAUCUUGAUGCAAAGUUUUUGUGAAACUGUGAAUUAUGGUAAAUCUAUAAUCAACAAAGAAGCUUUUCUUUCUAAUGAGAUGCAAACUGUAUCAGAUGAAAAUAUUUUAAAAUUGAUAAGUAUUGUGACUAACCAUAUAAAGAUGAUCAUUAAACAUGAGUUUUCAGUAGUUCAGUAUGAAAAUAUCAUUAAAGUUCUUCAGUUAUUUUUGGCUGUUCAAGGAGUGUGUUGUUUAACAAGUCAGCAGUAUAUGGUGGUUUGCAAUGUAGUGUCAAUUCCUUGGCUGUUGGAUUGGGAAAAGGAAGAUCUUUUUGAUCUUUCAUGUGAGUUUUUACCAGUGAAAGAGCUCAAGCAACUUGGAAUUUCUCUAAAUACCUCAGUUGGCAUUCAGUGCCUUCAGACACUUGCUCUUCUUCCAAAAAGAAUAUGCCAGAAGUGGAAAUACCAGAUUCUAAUGUAUUUUUUGCAUAGCUCAGAAAGUAUGCUUAAAAUUGCAGCAAUUCAAGUACUGCCCACAUUUUUGUACAACUGUACUUUAUCUAUUCAAAAUCUGUUAGAUAUCAGAGAGUGCCUUUUAAGUUCACAAAGUAUUAAUAUUUUGAAAGAAAUAUCAAGAGUAUUUGGGAAACUUAAUUGUGUUUGCAGCUGCUCUUGUUCAUUGUUCAGAAAGUGCUUAUCUGAGGGUUUAUUAGGAUUAAUACCACAAGUUCUGUGCAUAAAAUGCGAAAACAAAGAUUCACGGAUGAAUUCUGACUUUGUAUGCUCAGACUGGCUUGCAGAUUUGUUGGUGUAUCUACUUAAACACCCAUCUGAAUCUGUUAGAAGAGAAUGUGUAGCAAAUAUGUUACCAUAUUUUGUUCAUAAUAAAAUUUGUGAAAGCAUGCUUCUGGUUCUUAUGAGGUUACUAAUAGACCCAGACCCUGUAGUUAGAAGAAAAUUCAGUGAAAUUAUUGGCUCUAUAUUAAGAUUACAAUUUGAAAAAGAAAGAAAUGUCAAAAUCUUAGAGAAAUUAGAUGAGAUUUUAAUUACAAGUUUAAAGUCAGCUCUUCUUACAUCAAAGGACAGUGGAAACAUAGAUUUUCAAAAAACUGUGAUAUUUAGCAUUGGAGAACUUGGAAAAGUAGCUGAUGAUGGAUUACUUCUGAUUUCUGUCAUAAGUCUUCUGGAAGCUUACAUGACUUCAAUUCCAUCUGCUAAAGUCGUUGCAUUUUCAAAACUGAAGGAAAUUGCUGAUUCAAAGUAUUUAAAGAUGUCAGAUUUGUUUAAAGCAUAUAAGGAUCCAGUCUGUAAGUUUUUAGCUGAAUUUAUGUUCACAAGAAAUCUGCAGAGUGUUUCUGAGGCCAUAAUUAUCUUUGAAGAGAUAAGAACUGUCUUUGGUUAUAAUGAUCUUAAACUCUUCAUAAAUCAUAUUCAGCGUACCAUUCUUCCUUAUGUUGUAUGUAGAGAAACUGGAUUUUCAUUGAUAUUAUUAUCAUCACUGUCAGUAAUCUUACAUGUUGAAAAAGGUGAACUUCUAAUUAAUAACUUUCCUUUUAUCUUUUCACACUUUGUGCGCCAUUGCAGUAAAGCUGAAUUAGAGAAAGCACUUCUCUUUAUUCAGAGGGAAACUAAUUUAGAACUAGGCAGUUUACUAAGAUGCAAUUAUCAACCUAUACAUAAUGAACUGCUAUUACAUCUUAGCACACACUAUGAACAGGUUUUCAGUGGUUUGGCUAUAUUAGCUCUUAAAAGUGGAGAUACUGGUGGAACAAAUUCUGUGAUUGUACAUACUGAAGAUAUGGCCAAUUAUCUUCAACCCAAACUUUUAGGCUUUUUAGUAUUUUUUGAUGCUCAGAUGUUGAAAAGUUCUAUGGAUGAUAAAAAAUUGGCACUUGAGAGUUUAGUAUCUGUAAUGGAACUAAUGGGCCCUCGUGCUGUCACAGCUGUUCGAUUUAAGCUCAUGGCGACUCUUCGUAUUGCUCUGCGUUUUAAACAUGAUGGCUUUCCCAAAAUAUGUUGCAAGGCAUGGAAUACCUUUGUUCACAGCAUUGAAAUUUCUUGUCUGGGACCUCUUCUAAACCAAAUUAUUGUUGCACUUCUCCCUCUCCUGGAAGUGGAACCAGUUGCUGUUUCAGAAAUUUUUCAUUUUCUCAUCAUAGAAAAAAGAUCGUAUCUGAGUGAGUUUUUCCAUGAUCUGUAUUUUGUACCUCAAACACCCGAAUUACAAGAAAUUAAUGCUGUUCUGAAGAACUAUAAUGAAAAUCCUUCUAGCAUUACUGAUUUUUAUUCUUUAUUGUGCCACUCUCUGAGAGGUAUCAGUCAUGAAAAUUUAGAAGUGCGACUGCAUGCACUGGAGCAGUUGAAACAAGUACUUCAUAUUAAUCAGACAGCCAUUCAUGAACAUCUUCUUGGAAGAGAAACUGUGGACAAUUUAUUGUCAAACCUCGUGGCAACUUUGAUUUCUGGUUGCCGAGAACCUGAUACAAGGAUUCGUACAGCAUUAGGUGAAUGCCUAGGAGAGCUUGGAGCAAUUGAUCCAGGAAGGCUUGAUAUGAAAAGUGCUAGCUCCAAAGAAACAGUUAAUUUUUAUGAAAGUAUUGACAAUGAAGAUUUUGCUUUUGCCUUAAUACAAGAAUUAGUGCAUUCUUUUCUGGCUGCUGAUGACUGUGGCAUUCAGGAUUGUUCAGCAUGUGCUAUUCAAGAAGUUUUACGCUACUACAAAUGUUCUAAUGAAAAAGGUUCUAGUGGAAAUCAUCUAUGGAAUAAGUUUCCACCUGACAUUCAAGAAAUUCUGGUUGUUUUAUUCCAUUCCCAAUACAAACCUUUAAUCAGAUCCAGGAAAAAAUUCCCUGUUCCUCUAUAUCAAAGCAAAAUGGGUAGCACAUUUAAGGACUGGACAAAAAAUUGGUUUUAUAGUCUCCUUCAAAAGGUGAAAAAAGACAAUCCUGUCAAACUGUUUAAUUCUUGUUCUGUUAUUAUCAAGUAUGAUCUAAACUGUACUCUAUUUUUGUUGCCUCGUCUUGUUAUCUAUGCUCUCUUGGAUUCAACUGAGAAUGAAAGUAAUGAAAUAUGCAAUGAAAUUUUGACAGUUUUGAGUCACAGUGAGCAAUCAUCUUCUAUGAAUGAUUUAUGCCACUUGAGUUCACAGAUAAUUUUUUCAGUUUUUGAUUAUUUAACCAAGUGGAUGCACAACAAGCAGCAAGAACUGAUGUCAAAUAAAAGGGCCAAAAUGUCUCAAGAUGCAAGUAUCAAUAUUGUGAAUAAUUUUUUAUCCAGAAUUCCACAAAUACUUUUAGCAAAAGCAUCUUUUUCUUGUGAAGCAUAUGCAAGAGCUCUUAUGCAUUUAGAGCAGCAUUUAAAAGAACAUUCAGAUGAAUUAAACAAUAAUAUUAGUUUCCUUCAGAAAAUUUAUUCUGCUUUGAAUGAACCAGACGGAGUUGCAGGAGUAGCUGCUAUAAGAAAAGAUGAGCCUAGUUUAAUGGACUUAAUACUAGAAAAUGAAGCAACUGGUGAUAUGCAAGCUGCUUUCGCUUGUUAUGAAAAAGCAAUUAAAUUAUAUCCUGAUGAAGCUACCUAUUAUCGAGGUCUUCUGAAAUGUUUCCUUGGCAUGGAUCAGCCAUCUACUGCAAUCUCAUAUGCAAAUGGUAUCUUAAAUGAUAGACCAGAAUGGAAUGAAAGUUUAAAUCAAUAUAGAGUUGAAGCAGCCUGGAAGUUAGCAAACUGGCAAAGUUUAGAGUCAUUUUUGCAAGAUGAAAGUAAUAAUUCUGAUUGGACAACUGGAGUUGGAAACAUUCUUUACCUUUCAAAUAAAAAGGACAUGAAAGGUUUUGAGUAUCAAGCAAAGUAUAUCAGAAGUAAUCAGAUGGCACCAUUAUCAGCUGCUUCUAUGGAAAAAGGAUCUUACAUAAGAGGUUAUGAACAUCUCGUAAGAAUGCAUAUGUUGACUGAUUUGCAGCAGAGUGUAAAAGCAAUAUUCAAUUUAAUUGAGCAUGAAAAUAGUUCAUCCAAGCAUGCUUUGCUUUUUGAUGAAAUUCUGCCAACUUUGAACUUGAGAAGAAAUCUUGUUCAGUCCUCACCAAAGUACCAGGAACCUAUUUAUGACUUGCAUCGAGUUCUUCUAAAGAUUGGAAAGGAGAAAAUGCCUGAAUUUUCAAAGAGAUUUGAUCAGGAAAUCGCUAAAUGUUGGUUACAAAGUGCCAGACUUUCAAGAAAGAAUGGUCUUCAGCAAAGAGCAUAUAGCUGUCUUUUAGAAGCUGGAUCUGCUAAUUCAGCUGACUUUUUUAUGGAAAAAUCCAAGUGGCUUUGGAGUAAGGUGAGUUUAACGUAGCUGACUGAG
Molecule: messenger RNA, 5270 nt
Organism: Stegodyphus dumicola
Lineage: Eukaryota; Metazoa; Arthropoda; Arachnida; Araneae; Eresidae
Product: serine/threonine-protein kinase ATR-like
Biological process (GO): telomere maintenance; DNA repair; DNA damage checkpoint signaling
Cellular component (GO): nucleus; chromosome
Molecular function (GO): protein binding; protein serine/threonine kinase activity
Source: RefSeq, a predicted model, not a curated record